AUGAUCACUACCAUCAGAAGCGAUCUAUUCAUGUUCAACAAGCGGUUCCGCAUGUACAUUCGGCUCCAGCGCCAAUUCGAGGUGUGCCGAUUCCGCAACUUGCGGCUCUACAGGAAGCUCCACAUCCCAACUUUGGGUAUCAUCAUGAGACCUUGCUUGCGUACGAGGCUCGUGCGAUUCCUGGAAAGUUAA
This is a messenger RNA of Phytophthora nicotianae INRA-310, 192 nucleotides long. RefSeq lists its product as hypothetical. Lineage: Eukaryota; Oomycota; Peronosporomycetes; Peronosporales; Peronosporaceae. The transcript has a single exon. The record is from RefSeq and is a predicted model, not a curated record. The coding region runs from base 1 to 192 and encodes 63 amino acids.